Molecule: messenger RNA, 10065 nt
Organism: Serinus canaria (Common canary)
Lineage: Eukaryota; Metazoa; Chordata; Aves; Passeriformes; Fringillidae
Product: macrophage mannose receptor 1-like
Exons: 11
Coding region: 8404-9612 (402 amino acids)
Source: RefSeq, a predicted model, not a curated record
CUAAGUCAGCAUAAACCUACAAGGUUCUAGGAGGAAGAAUAACAAGGUUGUUAAUGUAAAUAAGCAGAGCACUGUGGCCCAAGUGGUUAACACACAAUGCCUCCAGGCCUAGGUAGUCUGAUGAGUGCUCAUUACAUUAUGUGAACAAUAGACUUUCACUCUGGAGACUGUUACUGGUCUUUUUCUUCCAAGACAGUAGCUCUGUCCUUGCUAAUAGUCAGGGAAAGCACAUUGCAGGAUGACAGCUUAAUUUUACCACCUGCCAUUGCCUAUAGCUGUAUGUCCCUAUCCAGAGCUAGGGCUAUGAUCGACAUUCCUUGAACCUCAGCAUAGGAAGAUCAGCCAGCAACACUGGACUGUGUAGUGGCUCCUGACCAGAGCUAUGUUUUCCAGUCACUGCUGGGAUCCUGGGGUGCAUUUCUUGCAUCACUUGUGUUUGGGGCAGGCCAGGCAGGUAACUUGCAAUGAAUGGCCUGCUCUCCCUUUUCUUUCCCAGGCAUUGUAGGAUGGCAGCUCCUGCAUGUUGAGGUAGAGGUAGAGGCAGCUUUCAAGCCUUGAAGCAGUCUGAAGAGACAUUCCCUAAAGGAGGGAGCCGCCUGUAACUUGCAGCCUUUGUGUCGAGCCUUGUGUGUUAGGCGUGUACAGAGGUGUGGCGCUCCCUGCCUUCCCAAGCCUGGCCUGCGAGCCUGGCUGGGCUAGUGGCACCCGCGACCAGGCAUUGAGUUCAGUCUCACCCGUGGCUGUGUGCUGCCAUCUGCUGCCGAAUCCCUUUGUUGCGGGCUUUCCCCCAGUCCCUGGGCUCCAUCUCCAGGGAGUGGCUGGGCGCCCAGCAGUCGAGAGGGUGGCAGGUGGGAUGCAAGCAGACAUCGCCUGAGACCUGGCUAGCACUGGUGGGGUGCUCUCUGAAGAGAAAUCGCAGGUGGUGAUUUGCAGUUUGAUAGUUUAGCAAUGAUGGAGCUGGUGCUUCCAAAUGUAGCUGUGUGCUGCUAUUCUGUUGUCCUCUGUGCUUCAGUGCUCUCCUGGACAAACAUGGUAGGGUAGGGCUUGGAGCUAGGCUGUGCCAGAGCAGGCACACAUCCCCUCUUGUGGUCAGUGUGCAUACAGAUAUGGAUGUCUGCUGUCUUUAAAAAUACCAGAAGGAAUUCCAUUCCUUUGGGCCUAACUUUAAAGUGGUGGCUAAGAACUUUUCAUGAGUCCCUGUUUAUGGUGUUAAGCAAACUGUUCAGAGAUAUGUGAGAUGUUGUGUUGGUAGUGCUACACAAACCGUCUUUUUGAUUAGCUGGCAGGGACAAGGAGCUGGAUUCAAGUGAGAGGGAAGGGGUAGGGGAGAGCAUUUUCUUUGGAGAGUAUAUGCUAAGUGGGUAUAGAUACAGCUGUAUGUCUGGCCUAGACUUAGGGGCUGCUGUCACCAGUACCUAAAGCUGAAGUCAAUACCAUGGGUACAUGUACAAAGUGUGCUUGAAAAUCACUCUUUUUUGGGUAGAAAAGCAGGAAAAGUCCUUAAGUGUUACUUCCAAUAUAGAAACAGGGUUACUGUAGGCAGAUAACUUGUCCUGGGUACUCUGGUCUAGCUUCAGAAGUAGUCCUGAUUUGAGCAAGGUUUGAACAAGAUACUUCAGACUGGAGGUAUCUCCUAGCACAACUUCUGGACUCAGGUUGCUGUGGUGGGUCCCAUGCUGGGCCAGCAAUGUGGUGAGAUGUCUGAUGUGGGGGGGUUGGUCAGUGCAGAGGAGGGUGAGAUCUGGCAGUCAUCCUUCACCUCAGAGGCUCUGCGAAGAGCAGGAUGGUGUGCUGAGCCUGUCCUGUCCAGUCUUAAAGUGCUAAAUAGGCAAAUAACUGUGAUCUGGAGGCAGAGUCUAAGACACAUCGAAGAGCCCUUUGCCUUCUUUGUCAGUCCCAGCCAGCAGGGAGUCAGCAGCAGGGGCCCUUUGGCCUCUGGGUCAGUGCCAGCUCUGUGCUGGAGGCUGGCACCCUAGACUGCCAUUUGCUCACCCUUUGCUUCCCUGUGCUGAUUUUGGUGUCUUGGCAACAAGUAAAAGUGGGUGACACAGGCACUUGGAGAGUGUGCUCUUCCAAAAAAAAUUGCCUUUCCCCCUCUGACAGCGUUGACAUCUAUGUCAUGAGGAGGUUCCUGCAUAUGGUUGAACCCCAAAGCUUGGGGCCUCCCCGCCUGGCAUUAAAACUUUCCCAUCAUGUUUCAUUGAUGAGGUGCCAAGGAGUGUUUGGUUGAGCUGACAGUACUCCCUGGAUUUAGUUCAGCUUUCUGUGCUUUUGCUUUGUCCUGUUCUGACUAGACACUUAGAGGCAGGUGAUGUCCUAUCACCUUGCUGCUGGCUGUCAUAAGUUGGGCUGGGAGGCUGCAAUUGGCCUGCAGGGCCACCUUGGCUAUAGGGUAAGGGGCAGCACGGGCCACUUGCAGUCUUCUUGAUAAAUCCACCCUUGAGGACAGGAGGGGCUGAGGGAGUUCUGCAGAGCCGUGGAGGUUUGUGCUGCUAUUCCAGUUCUACCUGCUGGGACAGCCUAACCAGUACAGGUCACCCCAGAACCUCCCUAUGGAGAAUGUUUUUUAUUGCAUUCCACUUACAUGCAUGCAGAGGAUGUGGAGGGAAACAGUUUAAGUUCCAAUAAGAUUGACCCUAAGGUUACAGCAUGAGUCUGGGUGAACUUAUGUGACAGCUCCAUAGUUGCUUCGGGACUGUGGUUGUUUUCCAUUUUUUUGCUUUUCUUUCUACUCCCCCCAUUCCCCCUUCAAGAAAGGGGGAUCACAUGCAUUCACCUCACUGGGCAGAGAGUAGCCAAACAGAAUUCAAGGCUGUGGAGAUCUGUGCAGUCCUUAGAACUAGAAAUGAAGUAUGAAGAACUGCUUCUGUGGAGAGGUGCUUUGUGGCCACAACAUGUGUGUGUGAAUUCCAUAUGCCCACUCUAAGAAGAUAAACUCCACAGUCCCACCUCUGAAAACAGGCCACUGGGGUCUGACCAGGACUUGGAUUUGAAGUCAGAUAUGGUGCUGUGGCAAGCAACUGCAGUAUGUGGUUCUGAUCUUCAACAUAGCCUUGAGACAUAUGACUCAGAUCCAAAAGAGGAAGGAGACAAAAGUGCCAUGUUCCCAGUAAUGGCAUAAAACAAAGCUCUGAGAUAACUGCAUCUGAAUGUGCCCUCUGUUGGCUUUGAUUUGGUAAUCUGUUAACUGGGGGAAAUAAAUAAAUUAAACAUAUUUUUGCUCUUCUGAAGAAAAUCCUCUGUUAAUGCUACAUGUAAAGAGGCAGGUUGGGGUUUCUUGUCUCUUUGAAAAUUCUCUGGAUCAUGUUCUUCCUUCUCUUAUUUCUUCUCUUACACCUGAGGGAUUUUGGUAACCUAUCAUCACACUAGAGUGAGCACAUGACUUUCCCUUUCCCAAUUCGCACUAAGUUUGAGCUCCCUCAGCUCAGGUAACUUUGGGACCUUUUAUAAUCUCUUCUGCUUGAAACCCUCAGCACUUACUAAAACUUGGCAGGAAUGUGGCCAGGGCAGAAAUGCACAAGCUGUUUUGGGGAGGAACAUUUCUUUUUAUCACUCCUACUUUUCUUUGGUUCCCCAGUGUUGUGCAUGGUACUGUAACCAUAGCGUUGCCUUUCUGCCGACUCAGGCCUGCCUGUGGUGAGGUGCCGCCACCUGCCAGAAACUUGUGUGGCUCUACAGUGCUACCUUCUGUUUAAUCCAUCCCACUCAUGGCUCUCACUCCCCUUUCCCACUGUCCAUUAACUACUUCCCUGUUUCCUCUUCACUCCUGGAUGCUCAAAUGUCUUUUUCCUGUGCUUUCACAGCUCCAUAGAAGCCAUUUUUUUCCUUGGUCUCUUAGCAACCUGUAUGGAGCCUGUAUGUUCACCUUUUAUCAUUGGAGGGGUUGAGUGCCUUCCAGAAGAGGUCUCUUCUCCCUGCAGCUCUCGCCAGUGUCAGCCUUGGCUGAGAAGGGCAUAGGGUGCCUUUCUCUUAGACCCCAGGAGGCUGCUGUGCUCCCACACUGUCCCCUGGAGCAGUAUGAACUGCAGCAUCCUACCCCUCCCCUCCCUUCUCUAACCAGUUCUAUGCAGCAAGGUACACAAUGGGAUCACCUAUUGCUAUGCUCUCUCUGACCAGCCAAAUCCCUUGGGAGCUCUCAAGGAACUCUGGCUGCCUGAAUCCCUUUCAAUUUGUUAUCUGACAUCCCUUAUUACUGCUCAGUGUCAGGCCUUGGGUCCCCAUUCUCCGUGUUCCAGUGCCUUUUUAUGCUCUUCCCUUGGCUGCUCUGCUCCAUAGCCUUAAUCCCUGAAAAGGAGCAAGGUGAUGUGGAGAGGGAGGACCAAGAAGGUGGCAUAUAUUCACUUCUGAUGCUCUUCUCACCCAGGUGCAGGGAUAUAAAGCCUGGAUUUGGUUUAGGCUUUUUAUCUAAGUGACUUGGAAGUCUGUGCUAGAUAAAAGUGCCAUAAGAGCAGAUGAUGCCAGAAUUGUAGGCAGACCCACAACAGGCAGGAUUUCCCUAAAAGAGUUGUAUUGACUCUCUCCAAAGUCCAUCAUACUUACACACAUGUCCAUCCAUUAAUUCUUUUGGUUUAUUAGCCUGACUAUUAGAGAUGUCAAACCUUUAACUUCCUAAAUCUCUCUGAGACUUCUCCCCUUCUCCUUCUUUGAUAUGUUCCCUGCCAGUCUGAGAUUUGCUGAUUAAAAGAUAGUUUAAGGCAAAAGAUGACCCACUGAUUAGCAACUGUUUCACCUUUAAAUUUCCUGAGACUCUCUGGGAUCAUCUUGCCCAGGCCUGCUAAUUCCAUACAGUUUGCACAAUCAGUUUGCACAAUCAGUUUUGACAGAUCCUUUGGUUUAGUCCUCUACAAACCAGGGUUCUUGUGUGUAAAUUUCACCAAUUUAUUCCAUUGUGACAAAUAAUUGAUUUAGCUUUGUUUUGAUGUGCCUGUUCUCUCUGACUGCUUAUUUUAUACCCCUCUCUUCAGCUGCCCUCAAGGCAGUAUAUCAAAUGUAAAGGGUUCAAGGAAGUUCUGACACCUUUGCUUUGUUAUGGUUUUGCACUUACUGGAGGUCACACUCAUUUCAAUUUUCCUCAUUUGGCUGCAAGGUCAGCUUGUUGAAAAAUGCAUAUUGAUAAUCCCUUUGGGAAAUUAUUUUAGUUAUGUCAGCUUCAUUUUGCCUUUUGUCAAAUCUUCUAAAGAGGGUCUUGGUAUUUGGGUGGCCCUGUGUAACCUCCAUGUCACUUGUGAUGACUCACAGCCUUCAGCUCAAUUCUCUCAGCUGUCCCUCUGUGUUCAAACUGGCUUGUAAGAAGUGUGUCACUUCUCUGCAGCUUCCACCACAGCUGUGGCCAAUUUAAAAAUGGGAUUUCUUUUGGAAAUAUGGGGUUACAGUUUUAGGAUUCCAGUCCUGCUCUUUGCCUAUAAAUUUAACUCCUCAGGUUCAGCUGGAUUUUGAAAAGAAGUGUAAGGUGUGUGCAAUGGCACAGUUUCCUCUGCUCACAUGGACCUGCUUGCUAAAUUGGAUAAUGCUGGCUGUGGGGUGAAAGGCUUGCAGAAAGCACCUUAUUGAGAGAAAGAGCAUUAGUGCCUCUACUGCCUUCUCUUUGGGUCAGGGACAAAGGGUGGCCAUGGAGCUUGCAGAGCAACCAGGAGCUGGAGAACGAGUAAGGAGGGAAAGCAGAACUGUGAGAGUCCCAGAAAGGAGCUGGGGCUCGUGAGGCACAUGGGGGCUGAGAGCAUGGCUGAGGCACUUGGCAGUGUGGGGUAGGGCUGAGCUGAAAGACAUCUGUGGGGAAGCACAGGUAUUGUGGGAGGACAAGGGAGUGAGCAGAACACAGGAAGAGGGGAAAUGGCUUUUCUGAGGAAGAGCAGUGAGAAUGCAAGGAAGCAAAGCAUGAGUUUGGGGGGUUUUUUAAGCAAGAUUUUUUUUUAAAUUUUUUUUUCAGCACCACAACUAACUGCAGGGUCCAGUUGUUUCUAUCUCCCACUCAUUUACAUGCCAUCAGUGUAUAUGAAAUUCAAAGGACAAAUUUUUCAGGAAUAUCAUGUGAUUGUUGUUACACCUUGGCUCAGCACUGCAUCCUGUGGAAGUAUGAUUCAGGAUUGAAUUUUGAUAACAAGCAACAGCUCUGAUGGCUGACAAGAACUGAGCUGUCUCUGAUGUUUUAGUGCAGUCUAAUGUAAUCUAAUAAAAGGAGCAGCUAGAGCCUGAAUUUGCAUUUGAAAUGCUUCGGCUGUGUUUGGAGAUGUGUUUCAGUGGAAAAAUCUCAUGAAAUUGCUCUGUAACUUCCUUCUCUGUCUGCUGGUUGUGUUUCCUGUUUCUUCACAAUGGAAAUCUUGAAACCCUGCAAGGAAGUAAGCCUUUUUCCCAUAAGGCUGAGUCUGCUGAGGCUUUGUUGGGUGGGGACAGGGGGAAGCAUGCAGAGGAUUGCUCUGAAAUCUCAACAAGAACUUUGAGGCUUAACUAGAUUUCAGCAGAGACUUAGGGAGACUUAAUUCCAGUGAGAGGACCAACACUGAAGACAAAGGAUAGUGCUGGAAGGAUGUUGGAAAGAGAAGCAGGCAGCAUGCUUGCUUGAGGGACCAGGUUUCUCUCCUGUAGCUGUUCUUAUUUUUGUGUGAAAGUCACCCUCUUUGCACACAAUACCUAAAGGAGAAGUAAAGUUAGCUCAGGACACACAAGACACAAAGAGGAUCCUUGCUAAAGACAUCCAGUUAUUGCCUCACUCUGCUAAGGGGCAGAUCUCCAUAAACUGUGUUCAGAUUCCCUUUACCUUCUGCCACAUUGUUCUUCUCUGUUGUCUGGUGCAUGUUCUUCCUUCUACUGCCCUAUCUCAGCUCCAACUCGGCUCUGGUUACCCUCUGUGCUCUCUGGAUGUCCUGUGAGCAUCUCAUUCUGCUCUGCCUUAAGGGAAUUCCAGCUACUAAACUAACCAGCUUCUUCCUUCUGGUUGUUUUGGAGACCUUGUUACCUUUUUCAGGCUUUUAUAGGGUGCUUAUAAGAAAGUGGCAGAGAAACCUUUUAAUGGAACUGGUAGUGGUGGGAUAAGGGGUCAUAGGUUUAAACUGAAAAAGCCAGAUCUAGAUUAGAUAUAAGGAAGAAAUUCUUUACAAUGAGGGUGCUGAGAUGCUGAAACAGAUUGCCAGGAGAAGCUGCAGAUUCCCCAUAAUUGAAAAUGUUUAGGGCCAAGUUGGAAGGGGCUUUGAGCAGCCUGAUGUAGUGAAAGAUGUCCUUGUCCAUGGCAGAUGGGCUGCAGAAGAGUCUUUGAAGGUCCCUUACAACACAGACCUUAGUCCUGUCUGCUGACUGAACCCUCCUCACCCUGCCUGACUUAUUGGCAUCUGUUCCCAGAAGUCUUUCUGAUUUAGAAUGUAUCUCAGCAGCUGUUUCCCUUGUCUCUUCAAGAUCUGCUCCAGCUUCAAAUCAGACUAAGCACUGACGCUUUGCUCAAGAUACUAUCAGAGGUUUUUACCAGAAAGCAGAUAAGGGAGAUAGAUGACAGUGUUGGAAAAGUGGCAGAAAAUUGUAAACCAUCCAUUUUCAGGUUCCUUUUCUGAAAUGGAGCCUGAAGCAAGCAGUGCCCUGAACUUCCACAGGCUGUGAAUCAGGUUUUAAUAGAAAAGUUUUUGUGUGUUCUCUUCCCAAUAAUCUCUCAGACCAUCAACAUACAUUUUUUAAAAUUUCACUUUGCUUGUUCUCCUUUCUGACUCCCACCUGAUCCUUCUGUUUCUUCAUGGAUAUAUCAGGCUUCUGAUUAUUUUUAUUGCUCUGUCUAAGGCUGCAACUCUGCAGUCUCACUUCUACAGGAACUUCUCCUAGUCUGAGAUUUGUUUUAGUGCUACCUUACAGCUGGGGCUGACUUUGAAGAAUGAGACAUAGCUGUGACAUUUGAUGUAGCAAAUGCAGUUUAACCACAAGGGGCAAAUAGGGCAGAAUGCAUUUUGUUUUGGACUGCAGGUUAAACUGGGCUAGGACCUGUGAUAGCUGCAAAUGUGAGGGCAAUAGUAGAAUUACUAACAGACAAAGAAACACAUGAAAAUAUGGGAAGAUAGUUAAGAAUGUUAAAAAGAGGAAAAAAACCUAUAAAUGUCUUGAAAAGGAAGCCAAUCAGCUGAGAAUCUGAUAUGGGGAAGGAGUGCAACUUCCUUUUCAGUUGUUAGGUUCUCAUUUUUCUUUUAUGUCUCAAAAUCUUCCAUGGUGCCAGGACUGAUUUCCUGGGCUAAGACACUGAAAAUCUCUUUGGAGCAUUUCUGAGCUCCCAGGAAUUCUUGGGUUAUCACCAGUGCUUCCAGUGUUCAGCACAGACUUCUUUGAUGGGUAGAGGGUGAAUGGGAAAGGCUCAGUAACCUAUUCCUGUCACCCUCUGGAAACAAGGAGCUAAAAGGCGUGGCAAAACUAAGGACAGGGUCACACUGUGAUUAAAUGGCAUCAGAAAUCACCUAUGCUGAGGUGAAGUUCAAAAAUGGAUCGCCGGCUCCAGUGGUCAAAGGACCUCCUGAGACAAAGAAGCCUGAGCAACGUCCCCAGAAGUACCCACUCUGGCUGCCAUGGUUGAUCUCAGUGCUGCUUCUCUUGGUGUGCAUUGCCCUUGUUGUUGCCCUCCUUGUGCUUCCCUUCUGCCACAGCAGUGAGCAGCCCUCAGCCCUGCAGCAGCACUUCUCGCAGUGGGAGUGCAAGUCAGCAGUGCCACAAGGCACAGACCGAGGCUGGACGUGCUGCCCAAAGGGCUGGAGAAGGUUUCAAGGAAGUUGCUAUUUCCUGUCCACUGAUAAGAUGAACUGUGCUGAGAGUGCACAGAACUGCACUGGGAUGGGCUCCCAGCUGGUGGUGAUCACCAGCAAGGCAGAGCAGGAAUUCCUCUCCAAGCAGAUACGACAAUCUAAUGAAUCUAAACCGUACAAUUUCUACAUCGGACUGUUUGCAGAGAAGGUGGGCCAGUGGCAGUGGGUGGACAAGACUCCAUACAAUGUGACAGCAGCGUUCUGGCGAAAAGGAGAACCAAAUUAUUUAACUGCCCCAGCAGAAGAGAGAAGCUGCACCUGGCUGAACAUCUGGGUCUUCCUUACUUUUGCCCUUGCAAUCAAAGCAGCCAUUGUGACCAUCUGUCUUGUGCUUCCCUUCUGCCACAGCAGUGAGCAGCCCUCAGCCCUGCAGCAGCACUUCUCGCAGUGGGAGUGCAAGUCAGCAGUGCCACAAGGCACAGACCGAGGCUGGACGUGCUGCCCAAAGGGCUGGAAAAGGUUCCAAGGAAGCUGCUAUUUCCUGUCCUCUGACACAAUGUCAUGGGAUGAGAGUGCACAGAACUGCACUGGGAUGGGCUCCCAGCUGGUGGUGAUCACCAGCAAGGCAGAGCAGGAAUUCCUCUCCAAGCAGAUACGACAAUCUAAUGAAUCUAAAGCGUACAAUUUCUACAUCGGACUGUUUGCAGAGAAGGGGGGACAGUGGCACUGGGUGGACAAGACUCCCUACAAUGUGACAGCAGCGUUCUGGCGAAAAGGAGAACCAAAUUAUUUAACUGGUGAGAAUUGCACUGUAAUACAUGUGCCUACAAAAACUCUCAACAACUGGAAUGACAUCUCGUCAAGUUUGGACAAUCAUCGAAUUUGUGAAGCUGCAGCAGUAAUUGUGUGAUGGAAAUUCCCCUGUCCUGAGUAAAGCUGGGAGCUCAGCAGGGAGCUGGGAACAGCUCUGGCUGUGCUGGGAAGGGUGGGGAGCUCUGACACAUCUUCACUGGGUGGGAUGGGACCAUGUGAGUGCAAGUGAAAUGAGCUUUGUCCAGCAUCCCCAGUGCAUGUGGUGGCUCAGGGAACUCAGGGAGGCUCAGGCUCUUUGGAGCAUCUCCUGUGUUCUUGUGUCCUCCUCUCUCUGAGUGGUUCCAGCAGCCUCUGGCUGAAAAGAGAUGGACUUCUCCAGGAGGAAGACCCUGGAAUGGAAGACAGAUAUCCCAAGAUUCAAUGUCCUUUGUCUCCUUGAGCAGAGCUGUUUGCUUUUUGUUGAAAAUGUCCUCUAGCUGUACUGGUUGUGCUGAUCAAAUUCUGAAAUGUUAGACAAGAGAAAAUACAGUAUCAGACCAAUGAAGAAAGG